AUGAGUAAUUAUUUUGAUUUUCUUCAUGCACAAAUGAUUAUUAGGAAAAAUGCAGUUGCAAAGCAAACUGAUCAAGUGGCAAACGAGGCACCAACAAUAUCAAUGGCUGUUGCAGCAAUGAGAGCAUUUGCUGAACAAACGAAUGCAUUGGGUCUUGCAGGAUUGAGGAAUAGCUAUAAUAAGUUACGCGCACGUGGGCCACAUCCAAAUAAUUUAACUUUUAAUGCCCAAAAAAUGAAUCGUACUAAAUGCCGAUAUCAUGACGUAAUGUGCUUAGAUAAUAGUAGAGUUCUUUUGAAACCAUGGCCAGAAGAUGAAGGUGAUUUCAUACAUGCAAAUUGGGUUAAUAAUGAACUUCUCGAAUGCCCCUUCAUUUGUACACAAGGGCCAUUGAAUCAAACUUGUGGUGAUUUUUGGCGUAUGGUUUGGCAAGAAAAUGUUGAAUUAAUCAUAAUGUUAUGUCGCACAUUUGAAGAAAAUCGCAAUAAAUGUGCCCAAUAUUGGCCAUUAAAUCAGGGCCAAGUACUUACAUUUUGUGGUAUUACAAUCCAAGCCGUUGAAAAGCGGGCAACAGAUCCAGAUGUCCAUUGUACAGCAUUACUGUUAACAUAUCGUGGCGUCCGACGUCUCCUUGCACAUUAUCAAUGGGUAUCUUGGCCUGAUAGAUUUGUUCCAAGCCAAUUAACGGUGCCAUAUACAUUACUUAGCUCAGCUCGUGCCAGAAAAACACCGACUAUUAUACAUUGUUCAGCUGGAAUUGGGCGAACGGGUACAUUAGUGGUACUUGAAUUACUUUCUAAAACAUUAUUAUCAUGUCGUUUACCAGUAGUUACGGAUAUUAUUUGGUCAGUUAGAUCACAACGUUCUCGUGCAGUUCAAAAUGAAGAACAAUUUUUGUAUAUACAUUAUCUUACAAUACAACGUUUUGUUAAUAAAGGUAUCGUAUCCGAUAAAGCUGUUUCAAAAUUUUGUCGUGAUUAUGAGCAGUUUUAUUUCAUGCGUACACGUCAAACGCAAAUUCCAUUACCGAUCUAUGAAAGAAAGAUAAAAUUACCGCCAAAAAAACUGAUAAGAGCAGAAUUAGUAACAGCACCAUCAACAUUAUCAAUAUCAUCAGUAACAACAUCACCAUCAACCGGAACAUCAAAAAGUCAGGAUCUUACUUCUACAUUAACAAUAGGCGCUAAUUCACGGCCUUCUCAACAAACGAAGAAAAAGAAAGGAACAGUGAAAAAGAAAACGUCAAUACAGCAAGAUCAAAUGACAACAUCAAAACUAUCACGAUCACAAACAAAUCUUCAACACGAAUAUCGUGAAGCGCAAAAGGCAUUAUUGGAAUCAUAUCGUAAAGAACGUACAAUUGCAACGAAAUCAUCAAUACGUAAGCAAGAACGAAAAAUAAAGAAGGGAAAUUUGGAAGCAACAGAAGUGAAAGUUGUACAAAAUACGCCAAAGGAUGAACAAGGAUUAGAUGCUGAGAUUACUGAUGGUAAUGCAAAGAAAGUUGCAGAAGUGGUAAAAGUUGCAGAAGGAGUAAAAGUUGCAGAAACUGAAAAUGCAAAAUUAGAAGAUGAAGAAAAUGCUUCAUCAGUGUAUGCUUUCCCUAAUGAUGAAAUACGAAAAAUUAAAACUAUGGAAGAAAAUUCAGUAUUAAAAGAGGAUGAAAAUGAUCAAGCUGAAUAUGUCUUUAUGCAACCUCUUUAUGCACAUACAUACGGUGCAGCUGAUACGGAAAGUGAUGUGGUUGAAAAAUAUGUGAUGAAUAUGCUACCGGAAGAGUAUUUUGACAGAGCAAUAGAUCAUGGAGCUGAAUAUGUUGCAAGUAUGCCAUCAAUUAAAGGUAGAGACAAUACAGAAAGUCCUGAAAAGCUGCAAAAAAGCCCAUCAAAAUCAAUGGUUCCUACUUUAAUCCUUCAUAAUAUGCAAUUUAUUCUCAAUUGCUAA
Cercopithifilaria johnstoni is the source of this 1944-nucleotide messenger RNA. The record is from the annotation of a GenBank genome assembly. Lineage: Eukaryota; Metazoa; Nematoda; Chromadorea; Rhabditida; Onchocercidae.